GCUGUAUUUGUAUCGAUAAACAUAGUAUGCCAAAAAUAAAUAGUUCAUAAAAUGGACGAAUUGCUAAAUGUUAAAAUAAAAAGUGAAAAUGGGAGCCAGAUGGACGACAAACCGAGUACCCCGCUUCAACAGCUCGACGAGAACGAAGAUACGCCGCUGCGCGAUGAUGUGAACGCUUCCCCAGACCCCCCCGGCUUCUUGGCCACUGGCAAUGGGCAUGGAUGGGAAAGCGACGACGACGAUGUAGGGAUCCCAUCCAUUCCUCGCACUCCACGUAGUGAGCUUACAGUGCCAAAUAGUCCAACUAUCGCCAUCAAAACAGAGCCGGAGACUCCAGUUCUCAAGACAGAACGGGAUGCUGCUGCAGGCAACGCUGAACCUGAUACAUCAUUCCUGGACAAGCUAUUCGAUGAUUUAGACGAGAUUAAAGCUAGCUUGGUUGGUAUUCCGAGUGUUUUCAGCAAAAGGGAGGAUAUGAACGACAUGGACUUGGAACCGCCCCAAGCAGUUGUGAAGGUUGAGGAGCCUGAAUGUACAGAAACCCUGGAGGAACUUGAAGCGAUCCGCAAAGCGCGUGAGAAGGAGUUGCAAGAGUUAGAAGAUAAACACGAGGCGGAAGAUACGCAUACGAAGAAGAAGAGGAAGAGAAACCGCAAGAGGGAUUACUAUGGAAACAUUUCGAUCGAUGAUAAUCAAAAAGAAAAUAAGCAAACCUCACAGGACAGUAAACUGACAAGCGAAGACCACCAAUGGGACAAUAGGCGCCAGCGCGCAGCGCGCCACCACGAGAACAGUCAAAGCUACAAAAUACGUCACCACGAGGAUAACCAAAGAGAUAACCGCACACGCGAGGAUAAUCAAAGGGACAGUAGACGCGAUUAUGAAGCUAAAUACAGCGACAAUAGAGGCCACCGUGAGCAUAGUCAAAGGGACCGUAAACGCCGAAGCGAGGAACAUCAAAGGGACAGUAAGCGCCCCCGCGAAGAUUAUCAAAGAGACAAUAGACGCUCACGCGAAGCUAACGAGACUGAAUUUCAAGGCCAUCGUGAUGCCACGAUAAGAGUAACUGCAUCUAAUGGCAUGCCGCGGAUUGCCGUCAUCAAAUUGGAGCCGAUGGCCACUGCAGAUUCGGCUGAGGAGUGGAUCUAUGUUCGAGACGACGAGAGACAGAUCAAAGUUGUGAAUCCAGAUAAGUUGUUCCAGCCAGAGCAGGGUGAGGGCGUUGCGGCGGCGGCAGUGAAACCAGAGCCAGCACCAGAGACGCUGACAAAACGAGAAAAGAUCAACUUGGCCGUAGGCCGGGCCAAGAAAGUGCUCGAGCUCUACGAGCGAAAGAAAACAAACGUCCAGGAAGACGAGUUCCUUAUGGUGAACACCAUACACAAAGUGCCCAAAAGCAACUCCUUUAUGACACAAGAGGAGUUCGAGAAUCCCUCGCCGAUAUGCAAUAACCAAAAUGUGAUAUAUGAGUUCAAUUCGACGCCAGGAACACGGAUUGAUUUGGCUAAAUGGGGAUUGGAAACUGUGCCCAAUAGCACCAGGGAAUUGCUCCGGCUGCUGUCCUUCGAUGUGGAUCAUCUGAAACAGGAUCGGCUCAAGGCACAGCCCAGCCAGCGCAUUCUCAAGCUGAAACAGGAGCAGCUCUUCAAUGCACCAUCCGAGCCGGAGGAAUGCGACCCAGCGUCCCUUCUAAGAACUACCUCAACCCAAACAGACCGCAGGACACACACGGAAAGCGUUGGCACUCAGGUCAAUCUACAGGGCCAGUCAACAGGGGUCUACUGGCAGGAUCCCGACAUUGACAAGACCUUGUUGACGACGGACCAACAAAAUUUGACACUUACUCUUCAAAAGAUCACUCGCAACCUGCCAUCUCCCGCAUUGGCUGAGAAAAUGCUGAUUGUGCUUCAAUCUGUUCUGCAUAUACAACGCGAAUUUUACCAACGCUAAAUUAAGCAAUGAUUCUCAUUUCAUUCUUUGUAUAAUUCGAAAUUCGUACAUAGAGAAACCAAAAAUAUAUUUAACAUCGAAGUGCCUACUCUUACUGGA
Drosophila subobscura is the source of this 2049-nucleotide messenger RNA. RefSeq names its product protein panoramix. The record is from RefSeq and is a predicted model, not a curated record. Lineage: Eukaryota; Metazoa; Arthropoda; Insecta; Diptera; Drosophilidae. The transcript has a single exon. The coding region runs from base 52 to 1950 and encodes 632 amino acids.